Messenger RNA from Dreissena polymorpha, 4464 nucleotides. RefSeq lists its product as uncharacterized. The transcript has 4 exons. Lineage: Eukaryota; Metazoa; Mollusca; Bivalvia; Myida; Dreissenidae. The coding region runs from base 70 to 4464 and encodes 1464 amino acids. The record is from RefSeq and is a predicted model, not a curated record.
ACCAGGGACGUAAUUGCACAAUUAGCCAAGCUCGGAUUUAAAGCAUUUUACACGGAUAUACGACAGGAUAUGCUUGCAAAAAACGGUAUACUUAAAACAACUACGUGUAGUUCGUGUAUUGAUCCCUCCAAACAGUGCCGCCUGUGUUCAGAAAUAGGUAAUCGCAUUUGGGUCUACCAUCGUUUUAAUAAGACACAUUUAAAAGGCCCAUCAUGGAGCAAUACGGACAUUACAAAAUGGUGCAGUGAUUCAUGGGAGUUAGCGAAGUGUUACAUGCCUCCCACGGGUUACAAGAAUAAACCAAGUGCUGACAAAACAGAUUUUAACGGGAUAAUUGGUGCUUUAAUCAACUGUACCUGGAUGCAGAAUUACUUUACAGAUGAUCUUAGCCAGAAUACUAAUAUCUGCGUGAAGGCGCGAGAAGAAGUUAACGCACUACGGCACAUACAUGACACAAACAUAGAUGAAGGGGAAAUGAUCAGCCUCUUCGAUUGUCUUUUCAAUCUCCUUAAUGAUCCCGCAUACCUGAACAGCUUUAAACCAGCAGUGGAAGCAAGAACAUACCUUACUCAGCUUCAGAACGAUAAACUGCUAUUGUCCGACACGUUGACAAAAUGCUACGAAGACCUUAAGGAAGAGUUUCGCAGAGAUUUAAUACGAUUCUAUACAACGACGAAAAAUACUGUGUCUGUUUCACCAAUACGUCAGGGUCAUGACAAACCUAUCUGGGAUAUCUUUGUGUCACCGAAAUUAAGCCACAUAAAACUACAAAAAAAUGGUUCUCGAAAGAAAACGGAAAACGCAAUAAAACAAUACAGAAACAUAUUUUUUAAAGAUGAAAAGCUGUGUAGUUGUGUGUUUAUUCAAGGAGAGCCCGGUAUAGGGAAAACAACGUUCCUUACUAAACUUGCUCUUGAAUGGUGUGAUGCAGUUUCUGAACACAAUUCUAUUCACAAUGCUUCAUUUAGUGAUAUCGACACACUGAAUGGGUUCGAGUUUCUCUUUCACAUAUCACUGAGAGAUGCAUAUGUCCAACGUGAGGUGGUAGAGAUGAUUAAAACACAAAUUAUCGACACCAUUUACACUGGUGAUAAACGCGAAGUUGUCUUUCAGCUUGUACACAAACUCCUGGCACGGGAGACUUGCCUCGUAUCUAUGGAUGGGUUGAACGAGUGGGUUGAUCCUUUUCAUAAAUAUGUUUCACCGUUAAUGGCAAGCUGUUUUACAAAGUGCGUUUCAUUAAUUACUACACGACCAUGGAAAAUGGCGGAUGAGCGAAUCAAGGACUCUGAAAUUGAAAGACUUAUCGAAAUUGAAGGGAUAACUGAUCCAAGAGAGCUAACGGAGAACAUACUCAUCAGUUUUAACUCUGUCAAUCAAAAGUCACAGACUGAGUUCAUGGAAUACGUAAAUGAACGUCAAUUUAUGCAGCUUCUUAUUUCACCAUGGUUGCAGACACUGUUAAUAAGCUUGUGGAUGAACAAUAACGAUUUUAAAGGUUCACUGUGUGAAAUAAAUUGUAUUCUACUUGACCUUAGUUUUAAAAAAGGGAAUGCAAAAGAAGGAUAUUUCAGAAAAGGAACUUGCUUUCCGUGCUUAUCGAACACAAGCUUUAUUGAACCGCAUUGUGAGAUUUUAGACGCGCUUGCUAAUGCUGCAUUUCAUUUCACGUUUUCUUCACAAAAAUCCCUUGUGUUUUCCAAACGGGAAUUACUGGAUUUUAUGUCCAAAGAGCAACUACAAUUCUGCCUCGAUGCUGGCCUGUUGACGGUUAUGUUUAAGUCAGAUGUUUUGUUAAAUAGUCCACAAAUGUCAUUUGUACAUGAGACGGUCAAGGAAUUCCUAGCUGCAUAUUAUAUAGCAAUUUCACAGACGGAUGUUAUAGAAAAUUUACUGAGCAAACAUAAAUUGAAUGUGUUAGAAAUGAGCCAGAUAAUUAUAUACAUGUGCGGGCUUGAUUGUAAGAUAGCUAAUGAACUAAUAAACCGUCUGAUUGACGGCGACUUCUUCAAUGACAUGAACCAUGCACUAAGCAGGUAUAUACGACAUUUUCAAAUUGAGAAAUUAGCAGCAUUUAAAACAGAUUAUAAAUCAAUAGAAAACGCUGGAACAUUUUCAUCUGAUGAGAGGGACUACGAUUCGCGUAUUUUAGCUUUAUCAUUCUUAUUCCAGCGCAUGAUGAUUACAGGUUUCAUUGAAGCUAAAGCUAGCGGUCAGAAGGAUAUUAGUUUAAAGUGUAGGGAUUUUACAUUCAAUGAAUAUCUCAGCGAGUCUGAAUCAAACGCAUUACGUUCACUGUUAAUGUUGAACACAUCCAACGUCAGGACACUCAUUUUAGAAAGUAAUAUAUUGCAAAUAAGCAAAAUGCGGACCGUCCUUAAAGAGUCAAUGAAUUGUCUUGAACGUGUAAAGGCCAGAGUGACUCCGGAAAUAUAUACGGCAUUUUAUAAUUUAAACCUGCAAGAGCUGCAUUUUAUCGGAAGAAUCAACGUAUCAUCAAUAUCUGAUGUUCUUACAUCCCUGUCUAAGUUAACGUAUUUAUACAUAGAAGAUUCAACCUGUAACGAACAAAUCACUAUCCCUGCCACUUUAAGGUUUUUAGACUUGACGAAAAUUAGCUUUACUGUCGUGUUUCUUCGAAGGUUACUAGAACAAUUAUCUUUAUUAAAACACAAUUUUUAUUUAGAAAUGUGUGAUGUGAAUGUCACCGAUUUUAAUAAACACAUUCUUCAAUCAGAACUAUUACUUAUUGACAUGUCAAAUAUCACCAUACACGUGAAGCAGGGUAACAAUGACCUAUAUGGUUUGCUGAGUUGUACACCUAUCGAGAACAUGUAUCUUAUGACGUCUGACGAUGCUGCAUUAGCAUCAGAUAUUUUACCCACAUUCAGUAAAUUAAAAACGCUUGAUUUAAAAGGAACUUAUACGAGCUGUUUUGCCAUCCAGCUGCCUGCAUCGUUACAUUGCAUCAGUCUUGUAAGAGGCGAAUGCUCCUCUGAGUGGCUGUGCAGCUUGUUGAUCAAUCUUUUUACAUUAGAUCAGCAUGUAAAGUGUGAGCUGUGGAGCUUUGUAGUGACCUCAAAUGGAGAAGAUUGUGACGCUCAUUCUAUUAAACAUGUAUCUGACAUGCGCUCUAAACUAUUGGAAUGUGAUAUGUCUAAUAUCGAGAUAUUAGUGGACAAUGGGAGCAAGGAAUUGUUUGAAAUAUUUCGAGACACAAGUAUAGAGAUCCUGACCCUGAGAACUGCUGUUUGUACUUCACUUACAACAGACAUUCUGCCCACACUGAGUACAUUAGGAAAGCUUUAUUUAUGGGGAACCUAUACGGGUCGAUGUGAUCUCCAGCUGCCCGUUUCGUUACAAUGUAUCAGUCUUCAGACAGGCGAAUACUCAUCUGAGUGGCUGUGUAGCUUGUUGAUCAAGCUUUGUGCAUUAGAUCAUCAUGUAGAGUGUGAGCUGUGGAACUUUGUAGUACAAUCACGUGGAGAAGUUGUUUGCGCCGAUUCAAAUACACAUGUAUCUGACCUGCGAUCUAAACUAUUGGAAUGCGAUAUGUCUAAUAUUGAGAUAAUAGUAACACAUGGAAGCAAGGAAAUGUUUGAAAUAUUUCGAGACACAAGUAUAGGGAGCCUGUACCUGAGAACGGCUGAUUGUGUUUCACAAAUGUCAGACAUUCUUACCACACUCAGUAAAUUGGAAAAUAUGUACUUAUGGGGAUCUUAUACAGGCCAUUUUGACAUCCAGCUUCCUGCAUCGCUACAUUGUAUCAGUCUUCAGACAGGCGACUGCUCCCCUGAGUGGCUGUGCAGUUUGUUGAUAAAGCUUUCUGCAUUAGAUCAUCCUGUAGAGUGUGACCUGUGGAACUAUGUAGUGCCAUCACGUGGAGAAGAUUGCGGCGCCAAUUCAAAUAUACAUGUGUCUGACCUGCGAUCUAAACUAUUGGAAUGUGAUAUGUCUAAUAUUAAAAUAUUAGUAAACAAUGGCAGCAAGGAACUAUUUGAAAUAUUUCGUGACACAAGUAUAUGGAGCCUGGACCUGACGACGGCUGAUUGUGUUUCACAAAUAUCAGACAUUCUUCCCACACUCAGUAAAUUAGAAAAUAUGAACUUAUGCGGAUUUUAUAGAGGCCAUUUUGACAUCCAGCUUCCUGCAUCGCUACGUUGUAUCAGUCUUCAGACAGGCGCAUGCUCCACUGAGUGGCUGUGCAGCUUGUUGAUCAAGCUGUGUGCAUUCGGUAAUCCUGUAAAGUGCGAGCUGUGGAACUGUGUAGUACAAUCACGUGGAGAAGAUAUAGGGACCGAUUCAAAUAUACUUGUAUCUGACCUGCGAUCUAAACUAUUGGAAUGUGAUAUGUCUAAUAUUGAGAUAUUAGUAAAACAAGGGAUCAAGGAACUGUUUAAACUAUUUCGUGACACAGGCAUACGGAUCCUGGACUUGAGAACGGCUGAUUCUUUUUCACAUUAG